CUAAUAUAUUUCUCCCAGGAACAACAUUUGUUCAAAGCUCCUCAAACAAAAGCAGAAAGAAUCUUGAAUCGCCUGAAAUGAACAUGAGAGUUUUCUACAAGAGUCUGUUGUCUUUACUGGGAUUUUUCUCAGUUCAGAUGAAAGCAGAAACAGAAGUGAACAUAGCAAGUUGGGGAACAGCAAAUCAGUCGACAACAUUUGACGGCUUCAAUCGUGACUGGAACGCCCAAAAUGCUGUGAAUGGGUCGAGCUCUGAAUGUUCUCAUACAGUUGAACAAAGUGACCCGUGGUGGAAGCUGGAUCUGAAGAAGACGUACACUGUGAACAGAGUGACCAUCACUAACAGAAUCUGUCAAACAGUGAACUGUGAAAUCUGGAUAAACGGGGCAGUGAUUCGGAUUGGAAACGAUCCUUCAGAUGUUUUAGGCAACCCAGUGUGA
Molecule: messenger RNA, 440 nt
Organism: Carassius auratus (goldfish)
Lineage: Eukaryota; Metazoa; Chordata; Actinopteri; Cypriniformes; Cyprinidae
Product: fucolectin-like
Exons: 3
Coding region: 78-440 (120 amino acids)
Source: RefSeq, a predicted model, not a curated record